CUUACUCCAUGGAAACGAGCUCGCGGCCGGAGUUUUGUAUACACGCUUGGGGAGCCAACAGCUACGGGCAGCUGGGACAGGGAGACGCGGAGGACCAGUCCGAUCCCCGGCUCUCUGACACUGCUGCUCUACAAAACAAGGUAGUACGGGGUCUCAGCGGCGGCGGGGGUCACUCCGUGGUUAUCACCGAGAAUGGAGAGGUAUUUGUGUGCGGACAGAAUCACAGAGGCCAGCUGGGACUUGGUCACAAUACAGACAUCUCAACUCUUCAACUCUGUCCCAGCCUGAAUCAGAGGGUCACUAAAGUAGCCUGUGGCUGGGAUUUUACUCUUCUUCUCACUGAUUGUGGUCGAGUACUGGCAUGUGGCUCCAAUGCAUUUGGACAGCUUGGUGUUGGUCAGACAGUCACACACUGUGCAGAGCUACAGGCUGUGGAGAGUCUGAAGGAGCCAGUGGUGAGUGUAGCAGCAGGACUCAGACACUCACUAGCUGUAACUGACUCAUGCUGCGUAUAUCAGUGGGGAAGUGGUCUUUUCAGUCACGCGAGAAGAGCACUCAGUCCACACCCUGUCCCAUUGCACCUCAGCUCUGCGGUGCCCGCUCUGGUGCCAGGGCUGGAUCAGAAGGCCUCACACAUGGUAGCUGCAGGCGCAGUGCACUGCGUGUGCGUUACAGGAGAUGGCGAUUUGUUUGUGUGGGGAAGCAACAAGCACGGCCAGCUAACCACCACAGGGCCCUUCCUGUCCUCUCCCACUCUUGUGAAGCGCUCACUGCUGGGUGGAGAGAAAGUUCUCCAUGUGUGGAGCGGCUGGACACACGUUGUUGCUCAAACGGAGACUGGGAGAGUGUUCACAUGGGGCAGAGGAGAUUAUGGACAGCUGGGCCGACAAGCAUCAACCAGUCAGACCCCAGAGCAGCAGUCAGCGGGUCCCUUAGCAGAGGGUGGAAACCAGGAAGCUUGCCUCCCUGCAGACGUUAAAGCACUUCAUGGAGCGACUCAGAUUGCGUGUGGAUCUGAACAUAACCUUGCCAUUGUAGGGGGGUGUCUCCUCUCCUGGGGCUGGAACGAACAUGGAAUGUGUGGAGACGGUUCACAAACCGACGUCUUUCAGCCACAGCUGGUUCCUGGUCUCAGGCCUCUUCUCAUUGGCUGUGGAGCCGGACACUCUAUGGCAGUGUGCGCUACAACAACUGACUCAAGACAACACUGCACCAAUUAAGUAGCAUCGGAGCAGGAACAUUUAUUGAACAUGAGGCAGUCGGAGACUAGAAAAACUCACUUUGUGAGUUACAUGUUUCCGACUGAUAGUGGCUUAUUGGUGCUUUGCUAGGCCUACAUACUGCAUGAUUAUUUUAAGUGCCUUUUGAAUAUACAGUAACUUUCACCUACCAACAGGCUACCUGAGCUUGGAAAGGUCAGACUUCAAAUUGCAGUUGUCAUAAAUACUGCUGUGCGCUUGCACAAAGGCUGAGUUAUGUUCCAUGUGGACAGAGGCCAUCAUUUUUCUGACCAGCCCAUCACUUUGAUGGACAUGACAGGGGGGCCGUUGGCUUUGCAGGACAUGGCCAUGCCUAUGGCUCCUGGUCCACCUGCCAUGUUUGUCUUCCUGAAUGAAGCCGUUAUGGAUCAUGUGAGGGAUUGGCUAGGCUGGUGCUAUAGCUCUAUCUUCCCAUGUCAGCGGUUUUAUUGCGGUGAUCUUGAGUGUCAGAAGGCAGUCAAUCUCUGCACUUCGUGCUGAAAAUCUCUGUGAUUUACCACUUACACACACAGUACAGUAUUUUCUUUUUCUUUGGCAACUGUCCAUCACUUAUUUAUAAUCUUGCCAGUGUGCAUCUUUUUUGAUGUUCUGUUUGUCUCAUUUGCACCACUUUUAUACUGUAUCCUUCUUUAAUCCCUCUUGGGGAAAAUUUGUCCGCUGCGUUUGACCCAACUUACAUAUUUAUAAGCUGUGGGCGCCCGCAGUGCAGCAGCGGGAACCAGCUGCAGGUCUGAAGCCAGUGCAGCGGUCAAGGGCAAUGGCAGGAUUCAGAAAGGCUCAUGGAUCAUAUCUUUGCAAUGUAUUACAUUUUUAUUGAAAAUUAUUUAUUUCUUAUGUUUUUUGCAAAUUAAAUAUAUAGAAACCUCUGUGUCAUUUGAAUUAUGCAUGAGUUAAAUUAAUGUGCUUUUACCUUGUUUAGUUUGAAAAAAAUA
Chelmon rostratus (copperband butterflyfish) is the source of this 2191-nucleotide messenger RNA. RefSeq names its product secretion regulating guanine nucleotide exchange factor (gene sergef). NCBI's taxonomy places the organism in Eukaryota, Metazoa, Chordata, Actinopteri, Chaetodontiformes, Chaetodontidae. The coding region runs from base 9 to 1220 and encodes 403 amino acids. The transcript has 11 exons. The record is from RefSeq and is a predicted model, not a curated record.